CAGUGUCAUCUAUGUUGUAGGUAGUUUUACUAGUUAAAAUUUGUUUUUACAGUCAAUCUGUUACAGCCAGUAAAUGUGUAAAUUGCAUGCUAUAUUCCUAUUAAAACCAAAUAUAUCAGUAUUGUUUUUCAACACAACACUCUUACUAAUUAAAAGUUGGCAGUAGUAAUUCCAUUAAUUUUAUAAAUACCAGAAGUAUCAAUAUAUCCAUCAGACUUUCAGAUACAGGAUAAGAGAUGUCUACGUAUCGUUUUCUCAGAGUGAUACUUCUCUUUUCGGCUAUAAUUUUUCAAGAGACAAAUGCAACUGAUCAAACCUUUGCUCUCUGUGCUGACCAAAGGGGUUUUAUACGCUGUGAAGAUGGAUUAAAAAUCAAAAUAGUGUCGGCCAACUACGGACGUACAGAUGACCAGGUGUGCCCAGGUGGUAAAACUGACACACUCACCUGUCGUUCAAAAUCAUCAGAGAUCAGGGUCAAGUGGAAUUGCAACGGUUACGCAACUUGUCAUCUACAUGCCACAAGCAAACACUUCGGAAACCCUUGUGCAAAUAUUUCCAAAUAUUUGGAAAUUAGUUACCGCUGUGUCAGAAACAUGGACAAUGAUAUACAAGAUAAACCUAUCAUUGCUUUCAAUGCAUACAUAUCAAAACAUCUGACCUUGCACACAAAUACACCCGUCAAUGUUGUGUACGACAAAUUAUUUUUCAACUACGGAAAUGCGUACAAUUCUAACAGCGGAAUCUUCACAGCGCCAUCUGCUGGGCUGUAUAUUUUUACCUGGACCAGCUUAGUUAAUCCUAACACUAUAUUUGACGCAGAAAUCUUGAUCAACGGGAAACGGAAAGGAUUGGGUAACUGCAGCAAUGAAAGUAACCCAGGGUAUGGAAACUGUGCAAACACAGUACCUUUGGUCUUAAAAGCUGGAGAUAAAGUGAAUCUUCGAACGACUUCGGCAAAUUUUCUGUAUAGAGAAUGGUCAAGUUUUAAAGGAUGGAAAGUUUAAUCACACAUUUCAAUAACUUUGAAUUAUUUUUCUGUAUAUCUUGUUCAGUUUUCUAAUUUGCAUGAUAGGAAAUAUAAAAAAAUGUUUAAAUCCAACUUC
Molecule: messenger RNA, 1103 nt
Organism: Magallana angulata
Lineage: Eukaryota; Metazoa; Mollusca; Bivalvia; Ostreida; Ostreidae
Exons: 4
Coding region: 237-1004 (255 amino acids)
Molecular function (GO): carbohydrate binding; protein binding
Source: RefSeq, a predicted model, not a curated record